Molecule: messenger RNA, 1313 nt
Organism: Danio rerio (zebrafish)
Lineage: Eukaryota; Metazoa; Chordata; Actinopteri; Cypriniformes; Danionidae
Gene: abhd6b
Product: abhydrolase domain containing 6, acylglycerol lipase b
Biological process (GO): acylglycerol catabolic process
Cellular component (GO): lysosomal membrane; mitochondrial membrane; late endosome membrane
Molecular function (GO): monoacylglycerol lipase activity
Source: RefSeq, marked validated
AGUUUUUUCUGCAUGUCACGUCAGUGUUUAUUGGGAUGAGCAGACAUGCUGACAUGGACUUUAAUUAAGUUAAACAGAUCUACAGUAUGAGGAUGAUGAACAAACUGGACUUUUCAGGAUCUGUCCUUUGAGACCGCUUGAUUACAGCUGACCUCAGUGAGUGACGUCAAUGUCGGAUUAACCUUUUGAAGUUGUUUGCUACAUGAAAGCAGCAGGAAUGGAUCAGGAUAUGGUGAAUAUGUUUGCCAUUGCUGUAGGGACUCUUGCUAUUCCUCUGCUCCUCUUCAUGGCCUCCUUUAUGCUGUGGCCAUCAUCACUCAUCAAAGUCUAUUACUGGUACUGGCGGAGAACUCUGGGUCUGCAGGUGCGUUAUGCAGACUGUGCUGGUUAUCGCUUCUGUUACUCACACAGAGGGAAACCAGGCCUCAGACCCUCUAUACUGAUGCUGCACGACUUCUCGGCCCAUAAAGACACGUGGCUGCCCAUGCUGAAGUACCUUCCCAAACAUCUGCAUCUGCUGUGUGUUGACAUGCCAGGACAUGAGGGCACAACACGUACCAACACGGACGACUAUUCAAUCCAGGGCCAGGUCAAGAGAAUACGUCAGUUUGUAGAGACCAUUCGACUGAACAGAAAGCCGUUUCACCUGGUGGGCACAUCAAUGGGUGGCACUGUGGCAGGAGUGUAUGCAGCCUGUCACCCCUCUGAUCUCUGUGGUUUAACCCUCAUCUGUCCUGCCGGUCUGAAGAACCAAAACGAGAGCAAGUUUGACAGUCAGAUGCAUGAUGUGGAGCACAGCCACUACACACUCGACAUUCCACUUAUUCCCUCCACUCCUGAGGAGAUGGAGGAGAUGCUGAAGCUCUGUUCACACGUGCGCUUCAGAGUCCCUCAACAGAUUCUCCAAGGCCUGGUGGAUGUACGAAUACCACACAAUGACUUUUAUCAUGAGGUGUUCAUGGAAAUUAUGAGUGAAAAUUCUAAAUAUGCUUUGCAUGAGCAUCUACAGGAAAUAAUUACCCCUUUACAAGUCAUAUGGGGCAAGCAGGACCAGGUGGUGGAUGUGUCUGGGGCAGCAGUGAUCGCAGAGACUCUUCCAGGCUGUCGUGUUGAUCUGCUGGAAAAUUGCGGUCAUUCAGUUGUGAUGGAGCGACCGCGACAAACAGCCAAACUCAUUUUCGAUUUCAUCAUCUCUCAGCAGGGCACAGAGAGCGUCAGCAUGAAGAAGAAAUCCUGAGAUCUGCCAUCCCACACAUACUGCAUAAUACUUUUUUCAGAAGUAUGUAAUAAACUAAGAAUACUAACUAAUACUC